CACUGGGCUCCGCCAUUUUGGUGUUGUGUUGUCGCAUUUGAUCUGUGGUUGAUCGUCGUGCGUGAGCGUGUGUGUGUUUCGGGCGUGAAUUGUGUAGGCGUGUUUCAAUUCAUCGGGAAAUGGCAGCAAUGUGUCCCAGCUUGGAUUCGGAAUGCUCAGGACUUUGCGCGAUUUGUUUCAUCUUGUCUGUGCAAACUAGGAACUUUUAGCAACGGUUCUUGCCGUCACGCGACGCACUCACGAUGUCUCGACAUCGCAAUGUUCGGACUAUGAACUACGAUGACGACUAUGAAGGCUACUACGACGUGUAUGGUCGCUCACAGGAAGAGGACUCAUGCAUUUCUCCGAACACAGAGGAAGAGUUCCUCUACAACAGGGAGAAGCUGCACUCCAUGUCAUCGUUCCUGUCUCCCGGCGUGCUCAAGGAGGAGAAUGAGGACGAAGAGGAGGCAGAGGGCCCAUCCAAAGGGGAAGAGGUUGGUGGCCUGCUGGGACCCGAGUCUACCCUCAGCCCUGUGGACGAAGUGAGGCUAUACGAGUGCCUGGAGAAGAUGCAGAACGUCGUGGGAGACUCAAUCCCAGAGGCGACCCUCCGCCGCGCUGCCCUGGAGUGGGACUUCAACGCAGAGACAGCCCUUGACAAGUUGCUCUCGGAGGCGGAUGCUCCAAAGCCACAGCGGGAACCACGGGAACGCAGACGAGAAUCGGAUUGCGAUGACUCUGACACCGCUCUCGCUUUGCCCGAGCUCACAGACGUCGAGAGCCAACCGUCGGCCGAUGUCGAUUUCGACCUCGGUGCACUGGCGGGGUCGUCGAAACGCGCAUAUACGCAGGAAAGACGGAAUUUGCGUCGUGACGCUGCGAGUUUAGCCGACUUGGGCGCGAACGGCAACAGGGUGUCGUCUCGGACUGUCGAGCCGGUGCCCUCCGAUGGUUGUGGACUUGACCUCGCAACUUUGUUGGGGCGAACUGACGGGCAGGAGCAACGUGCCGCUCCCGUUUUUGGAUCCGAACCUGAAAGUGACUGUACUGUGCGCGGUUCAGAGCGGGGCACGCUCGCGUUCGUGGAGGAGCCUCAUCCGGUUGCAACGUGCGGUCGAUUUGAGACCGGUGCAAUGGGGAAAAGAUCUUGCAUCGAAGUGGUUUCGAAGACCGCCAACGUCGGUCCGGGGGCAGACGGGUCAACGCCGAAGAGUGCCGAUGUCGCGCCGACGUCGACGGACGACUUUUUAGAGAGUUUGCUUCGUGGAGCGGGGAAUGUAACAAAAACUCCCGAGGCAGGAAGCCCUGCUGUGGGUUUGCCCGUCGGUUUCAAUGGGCUGAUGAGUGCCGACAUCGGGCCGACAUCAAGGAGUUGCAAUGUUGCACCGACAUCACCAGACAACGUUUUAGAUAGCUUGCUUCGUGGAGCGGGGAAUGUAAGAACUCCUGAGGAAAUGCGCCCCGUCGUGGGUUUGCCUGUUCGUUCCGACGAGCCGACAUCGGACCGACUUGAAGCUGACUUGGACCUACUUUUGGGGAGUGCGAUGGGCGUCAACGAAUUACCAGGUUCGCCAAGCCGUCGAUCUGGAGGGAAGGAUGAUUUCGAGGAAUUUUUAACGUCUUUGGCAAACGACGUGCCCCCAGCCGCUCUUCGCAUGGCGGAAGGGCCAGGAGAUUCCGGCCUUGCUUAUUUGCAAGAUGUUGUUCAAGCAGAUGACAUGCUUGGAGAAUCUGUUUCUACGAGCUCUGCGAAGGCGCGGCGAAAACCGGCACUGCUCGACCUCGGACAAAUUCUGGGGCUGCGUGGAAAUUCGUUGUCGCAGAACGAUUUGUCGGCCGGCAGUUCACUGAAGCUGGACUCGAUACUGAAAGGCGGGGACACGAACAAUGCCACUUUGAUGCACCUAAAAGACUACCAUACCUUGGAGGGAGCUCUCGAAGAAAGUGCAUCGGGUAUCGAAAGAGAUGUUUUGCCCGAACGCAAACUGUCCUUCUCGUGGGGCGCAUCUGCAUCCGCAAAGUCACCGUCAUUGUUUGGUGCAGUGGUUGCCUUUUUUCCCUUGGGUCGGACUAAAGCUGAGGUGGUUCCGUUUUCCAAGAAACUCAGGGACCUGAUCUCCGUGAGGUACGGAGGUCAUUUGACAUCCUCGAUUGUGGCGUUUGACUUCUCGACUCCAUCGCCGGACGACAUCGUGAUUGAGUGCAGGAAGAAAGCUCUCGAUCCCUCAGAAAAGAAGCCGCUGGAGAGGCUGGGGGCUGCCCAGAGGUCCGGCAUCACCAACCCGGAAGAUGCGCUGACGGCCGAUCCGGUCUUCCGACAGUCCUUCGGCCAGAAGCAGACGGUUGACUUUGACGACCGGCAGCCCAAGGUCUCCACAGACAACUCCCUGAGGGCCCCGGCAGCCGACAACGCUCUCAAAGUGCCGAGUGCAAACAGCUCCAACCGAAGCUCCCCCGACCUGGAAAGGAAGGAGGCGUCUCCGGACAGUGGAGACGCUCCGUCAGCGGCCGAUGCCACGCCUGGGAAGCCGUCGAGACCCAAGGCCUCUUCGAAGGACGUGCUUGCGGAAUACACCAAGGAGCGAGGCGGAGUCAAGCCCCUUUUGAACCUGGUUGUGAUUGGUCACGUGGACGCUGGCAAGAGCACCCUUAUGGGACACCUCUUGUACAGGCUGGGCUGCGUGCAAAAGAAGCAGAUGCACAAGUAUGAGCAGGACUCCAAGAAGCUGGGCAAGGCAUCCUUCAUGUAUGCAUGGGUGUUGGACGAGACUAUGGAAGAAAGGAACCGCGGAAUCACGAUGGACGUAGCACAGGCCAAGUUCGAGACGCCGGCCCGGAGCAUCGUGCUCCUCGAUGCGCCAGGUCACAAGGACUUCAUCCCCAACAUGAUCACCGGAGCUGCCCAAGCAGAUGUCGCCAUCUUGGUUGUGGAUGCGACACGGGGAGAGUUUGAGACCGGAUUCGAAGCCGGCGGGCAGACACGGGAGCACACUCUGCUCGUCCGAUCUCUAGGUGUCUCCCAGCUGGCGGUGGCCAUCAACAAGCUGGACAAUGUGUCGUGGGACGAAGGGCGCUACCGGGACAUCACGGCCAAGCUGCAGAGCUUCCUGCGUCAGGCGGGCUACCGGGAGGCGGACUUCACCUUCGUACCCUGCAGCGGCCUCACGGGGGUUAACCUCACAGAGCCGCCUCCCAAGGACGAGGGACUCGCCAAGUGGUACAGUGGCCCCUGUCUGGUGGAUGUCAUCGACGGAUUCAAGCCGCCCGAGCGUCCGGUGUCAAAGCCGUUCCGUCUGUGCGUCAGCGACGUGUUCAAGGGCAUGGGGUCGGGAUUCUGCGUCUCGGGGCGCAUUGACGCCGGCGGAAUUUCCAACGGAGACCGCGUGCUGGUCAUGCCGGUCGGCGAACAGGGCAGCGUCAAAGGUAUCACGAUCGACGACAUGCCAACCCCGCGUGCCUUUGCGGGAGAUCAGGUGGCCCUGACGCUGUCCGGAGUCGACAUCAUUAAUGUCGCAGUGGGCAGCUUCCUGUGCGACCCCUCUGCACCCAUCCGGGUGGGGACCCACAUCCAGUGCCGGGUGGUGGUGUUCAACGUGGAAAUGCCCCUGACCAGGGGCUUCCCCCUGGUGCUCCACUACCAGAGCACCAGUGAGCAGGCCUCAGUGCGACGCAUCCUGUCCCAGCUGCACAAGGGCACCGGGGAGGUGGUGCGACACAAGCCCAGGUGCCUGACGAAGAACACGAGCGGCAUCAUCGAGUUGAAGGUGAGCCGGCCUGUCUGCGUGGAGCUGUACAAGGAGUUCAAGGAGCUCGGACGGAUCACUCUGCGCUCGGGCGGCUGUACUGUGGCCGCCGGGGUCAUCACCGAGGUGACAUGAAAGGUGUCGGUCGACAUCUCUGUACCUCGACUGCAAAACGAAACGCGAGGCUUGAGUUGAUCGACGUGUGUAGCCAGUCGCAAACUGCAGCGCACAUAAUUCCUGAUACGGAUGAUCUCUGUCGUCACUGGCCACCUGCACUUCCCCGGAGUAACUUAAAAAGAAACUGUGCAGAUGCAGUUUCUUAUAUUUGCGAGGCCACUCCUCGAGUUUUUUUCUAAUGCAAGAGACUCUUUGUCUCGGGACAAUAAAGCGAGAAACAAAAUGUUUUCAUGGAAA
Messenger RNA from Ixodes scapularis (black-legged tick), 4139 nucleotides. RefSeq names its product HBS1-like protein (gene HBS1). Gene Ontology annotation, molecular function: GTPase activity; GTP binding. NCBI's taxonomy places the organism in Eukaryota, Metazoa, Arthropoda, Arachnida, Ixodida, Ixodidae. Gene Ontology annotation, biological process: translation. The transcript has 18 exons. The record is from RefSeq and is a predicted model, not a curated record. Bases 243 to 3860 code for a protein of 1205 amino acids.